This is a messenger RNA of Thyridium curvatum, 1356 nucleotides long. RefSeq lists its product as uncharacterized. The transcript has 2 exons. NCBI's taxonomy places the organism in Eukaryota, Fungi, Ascomycota, Sordariomycetes, Thyridiales, Thyridiaceae. The coding region runs from base 1 to 1356 and encodes 451 amino acids. Gene Ontology annotation, biological process: chromatin remodeling. Gene Ontology annotation, cellular component: Ino80 complex; nucleus. The record is from RefSeq and is a predicted model, not a curated record.
AUGGACGACGACGCAGCCUCAGUGCACGACGUCAAGAUGGAGGAUGCGGGUGGCGACGACGGCAAGGUGAUCGACAGCAAGCCGGGCUACAAGUCAUGGAAGAAGAAGUAUCGCAAGAUGCGAAUCACAUUCGACCAGAAGAUGCACGAUGGAGAGGAGCUGCACAGACAGGAGCAAAAAGCUAUCGAAACAUCCAAGAGGAUAGCAGUCGAGAUCGAUCGCCUUCUCGACCUCCUCCUCGACCUCAACAACUCGGCCCAGAUCCCGACAGACAGGCGCUUCGACGUCAGCCUGGACAUGCCCGCCGACGAGGACAUCCCCCAUCUCGACAUCGACGACCCCAAGAACAAGCGCUACGUCGGCGAGAAGCCCGCCAAGUCGCUGGCCGAGCUCCUCAAGGAGGUCCCGCACCUCGACUACGCCGCCACGGCCGAGCGCUACCCAGAGCUCGUCGCCGACCUCCAGCCGCUCGAGGACUCGCCCGCCAUCGACCCGUCGCAGGCGCAGCACCCGCCCUCGUUCCUCUCGGCCGACGAUCUAGACAACUACAUCUACGAAGUCGACUCGCGCCUGCCCCGCUCGGGCUCCCCCCUGCCGUCCCUCGCCCCUGCAGCCCAUGCCAACGGCCACCACAACGGGACCAACGGCGUCCUCGCCAACGGCGGCUCCUUCGCCGCGGCCGUGGGCGCCGGCAAGGACCCGGCCUCGUCGAGCCGCGACUUCAUGCUGCGCAACCCGACUAGUGUGUACAACUGGCUGCGCAAGCACGAGCCCAAGACCUUUCUGCAGGACGGCGAGACGACGCCCGCCGACCGCGACGACGACGCCCACUCGACGUCGCACCACCAUCACCAGUCUACCACGACUAGCAGCGGGCGCGGCCGCAAGUCGACCGGCGCGCGCGGCGACCACCACCACGAGGGCGGCGGGCGCCGGUCCAUCGGGGCCCGGGCUUCGAAGCGGGCGUCGGCGGCGCACGGCGGCCGCGGGAAGCGCCACUCGAUGGACGAGAGCAUGGACUACCUCGACGACGACACCGCUCAUCACCAUAGCGACAGUGGUGGUGGUGGCGGCGGUGGCGGGGGCAGGGGAGGCGGUGCGGCCAAGCGCAAGCGCAACCUCGACGACGACGCCGGGUACCGGCCCAAGGGCGGCGCGAGCCGGCCGCUUAAGCGGAGCAAGCGCCGGAGCGAGGGCGCUGUCGAGACCGCCUCGGGCCGGGCACCGUCCAACAAGCCGCGUGCGGGGCGCAAGAGUGACGGCGGGGCGGUGCUGUCUGCGUCCAAGGGGGCUACCCCUGAGGACGGGCGGGAGGAGGGGACUCGAGGCGGGGAAGGAGAGGAUGUUGAGGCUUGA